AUGGGAGAGUUGCGCAAUAGUAACCAGGGGUCUUCAAGAACUUACCCAAGAGACCUUUGCGGAAAACGAAAGCCAAACUUCACUACGGCCGAAUUAAAUUUAUGAGUGGAAAACGUUGAAAACAACAAAGAAAUAUUGCAAAGUAAACUUACAAAUGUAAUCACCAACAAAAAGAAAUCGGAGACAUGGGAGUUGAUUGUAAGCAAGGUAAGUUCAGUUGGGGUAGCGGAGCGGACAGUGACCGACAUCAGAYAAAUGAAAGUCAAUAUUUAGCGGUGCAAAGAAGCAAACAGCGAGAGCAAAAAAGCAAGACGAGCGACCGGUGGUGGUCCACCAACUGCGGACCCAUCUCCACUGAAUGCCAAAAUUAUGGAAGUGUACCAUGACACACCAGGGUUUUCUGGUCUUGCAGAAAGUUUCGAGUCAGGGCUACCAUCAGAUGCCACAGUACUUCCAUCUAUUGAAAUUGCUAAUAUCCCAUCAGAGGAAGAAUGUUCUGGUGUGGAAUCGAAAAAGAAGAUAACCCAGGAUGACGUACUUCCAGCCCAAUAUGAAAACCUAUUAAUUCAAAAAGAGAUCUUUAUCCUAAAGAAAAUAAAUUUAGAAUUGGAGCUUCAACACUUAGGAUAUGACAACCAGGAAGUCACUUUAGAUUGA
This is a messenger RNA of Actinia tenebrosa (Australian red waratah sea anemone), 657 nucleotides long. RefSeq lists its product as uncharacterized. NCBI's taxonomy places the organism in Eukaryota, Metazoa, Cnidaria, Anthozoa, Actiniaria, Actiniidae. The record is from RefSeq and is a predicted model, not a curated record.